This is a messenger RNA of Annulohypoxylon maeteangense, 639 nucleotides long. RefSeq lists its product as uncharacterized. NCBI's taxonomy places the organism in Eukaryota, Fungi, Ascomycota, Sordariomycetes, Xylariales, Hypoxylaceae. The transcript is spliced from 2 exons. The record is from RefSeq and is a predicted model, not a curated record. The coding region runs from base 1 to 639 and encodes 212 amino acids.
AUGUCAUCUUUAUUACCGCAGUUCACCACCGAUGAGAUAUCACCAUCACCACGACCAGCACCGUUGCUAUCACCCAAUGAGUCCGCAUCAACUCCAUCGUCAGCCUCCUCUACCCGUCUUCGAUCGAUUGAUCUUGAACUCCUAGCCUUCCUCAGCACCAGUCUCUGUAUAGCUUUUUCACCAACCGCCACGGUAGUCUUGUUCUACUGGCUGGCACAAGGAGAGAUCCCAUAUUGGACGUGUUUCAUCAUCUACCUUUGGAUUUCAGGUAUUCUCUUCGUGUUCGGAUCGACUGCGGAAGCGCUCGCGUACGUCACUUACCUCAUCCUGAGUUUCUUCAUGUCUACGUUCACUAUGGGCGGUCAAAUCUUGUUCGCGCUACUCAUGUCGUGGCCUUUGCUGGGCAUCAUGAAUUACAUCAAAGUCAUUGGCGGGUUGACCUUCGGGUUUUUCGUCUUGGCCUACUUGAUGGAUUUAGUGAUGGCCCUCAAGCAUGCACUCAGUAUCGAACAAGUAUCUGGACAGACUGAAGAAGUUGAAGACGGAUAUUUCAUGAACGAGUACUACACCUUCACCGUAAUCAAUGCCAUCAGGGUCUUUCGGGUCCUGAGGGCAGGAUCUUGCAGUGAUUCUGUAUAA